AUGUCACUUGCAAUCACUUCCCAGCAAAGGGCAUCUCAAUUUUUCACUCUGCCUCUCAAGAAUUUUAACUUCCUUAAACAUUACAGUACCUCAAUCCAAACAGAGUCUUUCUUCAUCAACCUCCUCGAAAAAUCCACCCACAGAACCCACCUCACUCAAAUCCAUACCCAGCUGUUCACUCGUGGCCUGCAGAACAACGGGUUCAUCAUCACCAAAUUCAUCCACGCCGCAGGCUCGAAGCUCGGACAAAUCGACUAUGCCCGCAAACUGUUCGACGAAUUUCCCCAACAGCAUGUUUUCCUGUGGAACGCGAUUAUCAAGUGCUACUCGACCCACGGCAUGCCAGCUGCAGUCCUCGACCUAUACUCCGGAAUGCAGUGGGCCCAAGUGAGCCCAGACAAGUUCACCUUCCCACUUGUGCUCAAAGCUUGUGCGGGCCUACGGGCCUUACGGUAUGGCUGCGCGGCCCAUGGGCAGAUACUCAGGCACGGUCUGACAGAAGACGUUGUCUCACAAAACGGGCUCUUGUCGUUUUACAUCAAAUGCGGAGAAAAUAACCGCGCACGUGUUGUUUUCGAUAUCUUGAGUGAGAACAACAGAAAUGUCGUCUCGUGGACUUCGGUUAUCUCGGGCCUCGCGCAGAACGGGCAGCCCGUGGAGGCCCUGAGGAUUUUCGGUGGCAUGAUGGAGUCGAAAGUGAAACCCGACCAAAUAUCUUUAGUUAGUGUUCUCAAGGCGUGUUCGGAUAUUGACGGGCUUAGCCAGGGAAAAUGCAUCCACGGAUUUGCAGUGAAAACGGGCUUCGAAACCGAGCCCGACCUGCAAAUCGCGCUUACUUCUCUGUACGCGAAAUGCGGGCACGUCGAAGACGCAAAAUCCCUGUUCGACCGAGUGAAGGAGGGCAAAAACGUAAUUCUCUGGAAUUCCAUGAUCUCGGGCUUUGCCAAAAACGGCCGCGCCGAGGACGCGCUCGAUCUUUUCUCCGAGAUGAUAUCGAAUAACGUGCGGCCCGAUGAAGGAACAAUACAGUCCUCCGUACGGGCCGUGGCCCAAUUAGGUUCGCUCGAACACGCAAAAUGGAUGGACGAGUACGUAUCACUUAGUAAAUUCAGAAACGACGUGUACAUUUGCAGUGGGCUAAUCGACAUGUACGCAAAAUGCGGAAGUUUGGUUUUAGCCCGCGAAGUUUUCGACCGAAUCCCGUUAAAAGACGUAGUCGUGUGGAGCUCGAUGAUGACGGGCCUUGCCUUGCACGGAUUAGGAACUAAAGCAAUCGAUCUUUUCAAUGAGAUGAAAAAAUCCGAGGCCCAACCCAACGACGUCACGUUUCUCGGGCUCAUCACGGCGUGUAGCCACUCGGGCCUAGUCGACGAGGGGUGGAAUUUUUUCCUAUCCAUGAAAGAUUACGGGCUCGAGCCCAACCAAAAGCACUACGCGUGCAUAGUCGAUUUAUUGGGCCGGGCAGGAUAUUUAGACAAGGCCCGCGAUUUCAUCAACAAAAUGCCGGUCGAUCCCGGCGUCUCGGUUUGGGGGGCAUUGUUAAGCGCAUGUAGGGUCCACCGCCAUGUGUCACUUGCUGAACACGCGGCAGGUAAGGUUUUCUCGUUGGACCCGUUAAAUACGGGCCAUUACGUCCAGCUGUCGAAUCUGUACGCUUCGAACCGAAUUUGGUGCGGAGUCGAACGAGUGAGAUUGUUGAUGAAGUCGAAAGGGCUGAGCAAAGACUCGGGAUUUAGUGCGGUGGAGAUAAACGGGAAGUUUGAAGUUUUUCGAAUGGGGGAUAAGUCUCAUCCGAGAUCGGUCGAGAUAUAUAAGAAGCUCGAGUGGUUGGAAAUGAGGCUUUUGGAAAAUGGGUUUGUCCCGGAUAAGGAAUCGGGUUUGCAUGAUUUGGAUGGAGAAGAUAGUGAGGCGAUUCUGUGUGAUUAUUGGUGA
Striga asiatica is the source of this 1932-nucleotide messenger RNA. The record is from the annotation of a GenBank genome assembly. Lineage: Eukaryota; Viridiplantae; Streptophyta; Magnoliopsida; Lamiales; Orobanchaceae.